This is a messenger RNA of Cylindrotheca closterium, 1503 nucleotides long. NCBI's taxonomy places the organism in Eukaryota, Bacillariophyta, Bacillariophyceae, Bacillariales, Bacillariaceae. The record is from the annotation of a GenBank genome assembly.
AUGAUAAAAGCACAUCAAACAAUCAGGCUGCUGAUCACCAUUCAUUUCUAUGUCCUCGUGUCCAUAGGAUGUGAGGUCAAGGCUCUCUCGUUUCCGCAAUUGAUACAAUCAAACCGAUUGAGGAGGGAUGUGAAGGAGAAGGGAUCCAACACCAUGAAAUUGGAAGCAACAAGCCAAUCAGAUAGUCCCUCCUGGCAAGAUGGCGGAAAAGUCGCGGUACAGAUUGUAAAAGACAUUUCAUCUGGCGCGUCACCGCUAGAGGUAUCGGAAGCUUGGAUGGAGCAUCAUUGGCGACGAGGUGGGGGGUUGCCUAUCUUUGUUACCACGCCCCCAUCUCUAGAAUUAUCCUCUACAGAAAUGAAGCGUACCAUUUAUCCCAUCGCGAUGAAAGAGGAAAUACUUUCGUCAGAAAGCCUGGUACCGGAAGAAAAGAGUUCUGAGGAUGAUGCUGCAGCAGCAAGUGCACCGCCCAUCAUUAUUCGAUAUCUUGUGUCAGAAGCGGGUCCUUUCUUUGCCGAUCUUGUUCCAGGUUCCCACCAGGGCACUGUCACCAUUUCUCAAGAAAACAAAAUGAUUUGGGAAGUCGAGUUUGAGACGACCAGACUACGCGCUCUUUAUCAGAGUGUGACGGAAUUCACAGUUGGGAUCGCUGCUCGCACCGUCCAAGAAGCUUGUGGACCCACACGGCUCCUGACAUUGAAGGCCGCGAUUCCCAGUCACGCCGCUACAUCCAAAGAAUCACCAGAGAUACAAUCAAAAGAUGCCCCAUUGUCAUUGGUCGAACUAAGACGUGAGCUAUUGGACUUCUUUUGGGCACGAGGAGGUGGAUUGCCGCUACUACCGCCCAUUCCAUAUGGCGACAUUCUAAAAGACGGCGGUGGAAUGGCACGGUCUAAGCUGCUGCGCAUUCCUCCGGCCAUUACCGAAUCGAUUGUAUCUACUGAUAGCUACACAAAUGACAAUGGCAAACAAGUUGCAGAAAUUGUCUACCGUUUGGAAGAACCAGGCUGGUUGACAUUUCCAUUUCUACUCCAUACACAUCUGGGACGAAUCCAACUCAUUUCACCGUCAGGGGAGGACAGCGAAUCAUCAUCCAAACAACUCCACUGGCAAGUGGAAAUUCGACCUUACCCCUUUGCUUCUGCAGUGAUAGAGAAAUUAGUUGACAUGACCAUUUGCACGAUUGUGAGAAACUUUCUCGUUCACUUGGAGGAACCCGGGGUAACCGUUCCUCUGAUGAUACCAGCAUUAGAAACUCUUUCUUCUCCAGGCCACGAUUCAAACCAUACAAUGAGUAUCAGCAUCCCAAGAGCAUCCUGGUGGGGCGGGGUGAUUGAGAAACUCAAUAGUACACAGGGUGGGCAACGACAAGACACGAAUUUGUUAGAUCGAAUAGUUCGAGUUGUCGCGCCGUGGACAUGGGGUCGCAUGGGGAACGAAGACGAGGGCGACGAUGUUGUAUCCUAUUCUUGGACAUCUGACGAGAAGAUCGAGUUGCAAUAG